CGCGGUGCUCUGUACGCGCGGGGGCUGGAGUGUGAAUCCCCGUUUGAAAGGUGGGGUGGAUAUAAUUGGGAUUUGUUUUACCUGCGCAAUAUGUCUACGGAAGGGCCUACCCAGAAGAAGGUGAAGAAGCUAGAUGAAUCCGGGGAUCUCGAAGAGAGCAGAGACUUUGAUGUCGAGACGCAGAAGGCCCUGGAGGAGAUCGACGGUUGUCAAAAUGAAAUCGACGCUCUGAACGAAAAGGCGAGCGAAGAGAUCUUGAAAGUGGAGCAAAAGUACAACAAGCUGCGAAAACCGUUUUUUGAAAAGCGGAACGAGAUCAUUCGAAAGAUACCAAACUUCUGGGUGACUGCUUUCGCCAACCACCCACAAGUGUCAGCAUUGCUAGAUGAGGAAGAAGAGGAGUGCCUCCACUUCAUGACACAGUUGGAGGUCGAGGAGUUUGAAGAUAUCAAGUCGGGGUAUAGGAUUAAAUUUCACUUCUCAAAGAACCCAUAUUUUUCAAAUGACAUUCUCAUGAAAGAAUUCCACCUGGGAUCAUCAGAUCCGAAGUCAGAGUCGACGAAGAUCAGCUGGACCGAGGACAUGAACCUGGUGAAGAAUGCCAGGAGUCGGCAAGAGAAAGUGAAGCAGGGCCGGAAACGCGGCCUGGACGUCAAGUCCUUCUUCCUCUGGUUCGAGGACCACGAGGACCCGUCCCAAGAUGACAUCGCUGAGGUCAUCAAGGAUGACAUGUGGCCCAACCCACUGCAGUAUUUCCUCGUGCCCGACAUCGAGGUGGAGAAUGGCGUCGAGGAAGAAGAAGAGGGCGACGUGGACGAGAGCGUGGUGGUGAUGGAGGAGGAGGAGGACGACGGAGAGGGCGACGAGGAGGAUGAGGAGGGUCUGGAGGACGAGGAGGACGAGGCUGACGACGAGUGAGGCAGCCGCCGGGGGACGAGCGAGGACGAGCAGUCGCGGACGCGGCGACCAGGCCGCCGGAGCGGGGACGGUGCCGCCGGCGAUUUCUGAACACUUGCGUACCGACAAAGCCAAUUCAUUUGUACAUACUCAGGACUGUCAUGUCGUGCGGUACCUUUCCAGCUGCUGGCGACCCGCCCGUUUUUGUUGGUUUGUUUUUGGACGGCGAUAUUUUUAUAUAAUAUCCGAGGGCUCUGGUGCUGGCGACGGAAUCCAUCCAGACGCGUCCAGCCGGAGCCCGGGUGGGUGUCGCGCCUGUACCGUUGCAACUAGGAAAUAAAACAAAACGCUAGUUGUACUC
Pollicipes pollicipes is the source of this 1258-nucleotide messenger RNA. Its product is annotated as protein SET. The transcript is spliced from 5 exons. Gene Ontology annotation, cellular component: nucleus. Gene Ontology annotation, biological process: nucleosome assembly. The record is from RefSeq and is a predicted model, not a curated record. NCBI's taxonomy places the organism in Eukaryota, Metazoa, Arthropoda, Thecostraca, Pollicipedomorpha, Pollicipedidae. Bases 91 to 918 code for a protein of 275 amino acids.